UCCACUAAGCGCCUUUCUGCUUAAACCUGAGAUCUGAAGGCUAGAAGCAGAACUGCCUGCUCUGAUCUUCCCUACAAGGGGUUGGAAGUGUUUCCUCAGAAGGGGAUGCUCUAGAAGAUUAAAGGCAAAGACAAGCAGUGGCUCUGCCAGCUUGUAAUCCUGCCCCAAAGGGUCCAGCACAAUGAAGGGAUGUCCAGCACCAAGCGUCCUUUUGCUCAUCUGCCUGCUCUCCUGGGCUUAUUGCAGUGAGAGUGAGCCAGAAGAGAGGACUGGAACACCGACCCAAGCACCACAUCAGCAUCACACUGCCAGGGUUGAGAAAGACUAUGAGAAAUACAACAAGCAGCCCCAAGGCUCUGAGUGUGUACGCUGUUGUGAUCCUCCGGAGCACUUUCCAUCAUAUCCUGUGUACUAUCAACCUUUGCCUCAGAUCAACAUUACCAUCUUGAAAGGUGAGAAAGGGGACCAUGGAGAACGGGGAUUCCAAGGAAAGUUGGGCAAAGUUGGCUCUCCAGGGCUGAAGGGCCAGAUGGGCCCCAAAGGUCAAAAAGGCAGCUUGGGGUCUCCAGGAGAGCGGUACAAGACCACCUAUGCUGCCUUUUCGGUGGGCCGUCGGAAACCCCUGCACAGCAAUGACUACUACCAGACACUGAUCUUUGACACCGAGUUUGUGAACCUCUAUGGACACUUCAACAUGUUCAUGGGCAAAUUCUAUUGUUAUGUGCCUGGUGUGUACUUUUUCAACCUCAAUGUGCACACUUGGAACCAGAAGGAAACCUACCUGCACAUAAUGCGCAAUGGGGCUGAAGUUGCCAUCUUGUAUGCGCAGGCCAGUGACCGAAGCAUCAUGCAGAGUCAGAGUCUCAUGUUAGAUCUGCAGGAUCAGGAUGAAGUCUGGAUACGGCUCUUCAAGGGUGAACGCGAUAAUGCUGUUUUCAGCGAUGAAUAUGAUACAUACGUUACCUUCAGUGGAUACCUAAUUAAGCCCAGCUCAGAGUCCUGAAUCUGCAGGCAGAUGGACAAAAUUCUUAUAAGAACUUCACCUUGCUCCAUCCUUCCAGUUUCUUCCUCAUUAUCGAUUUCUGAUCCUAUGCUUUGUCCUGUGGGACCCACCGCAAUACUGAAAUACUCCUUGGUUCAUCAAUCCCAUAAUACUGACCUGGACAGAUCUUUCCUUCUUUAUCAACCUCUGACCCUUUGCUCUUUUCUCCUCCGUCCACAGCUUUCAGCAUUGUCAUACACACUCACAAACGUAACAACAUAGCACUUGCUCUAGGACUAUCCAUGACCCACAAUUCCUCUCUCCAUUCUCAUCUUAAACUGUAAUUGCCCUUCUUCUGUACAAACAUCUUCAGGGACCAACGUGACUCCUCCCAGCCCUUCCUAUGCAAUGAUUUUGAUUCUGCUCCUGUUUUAUUCUCAGCCACGGGAUUCUUCUCCAGCAUUUUAAAUUCUGAAUAUGUGACCUCUGUUCACUGCUAUCAGUGCCUAGAUUUCCUCUGCCCUGAUGUCUGGAUUCAGUUUUACCUUCAAGGUGACUUCACAGCCCUAAGGUGAUUGCCCACCUUGAUUAGCCGAAGCCUGCCCAAUGUUCCUAUCUACUCUGUUCAGUCACAUUCCCUGAAAUAAUUCCUGACUUCACUGCAGUCUGUCUACCAGCCCCUAUCUCUUACUUCAGCAGCUGGGCAAGGAGUUUCUCUGUGCCCAGUACAUCAGGCUUCCUUUAGCUGCCUAGUCUUAGAGUACUGAGCAGGACAUCUUUACCUUCCAUGCCCAAGGACAGAGCCUGCUUUGCGGGGGUGGGUGGAGUGGGGUAUAAAUUUGAUUAUAAAUAAAUAAAUCCUAGUACCUGAUCCUUUCCCACUCCCAGUUUGGUCACUCCCUAGCCCUUUUCAGUGUAUCUGUUCAGAGGGAUAUUAUCUAGAUGCCUCCUAACCAGAGAACAUUAUCUAGGCAUUAUUCAGACUUUGCAUGAUAAUACCUAAAACCCCUAUCUUAUUCGCUAAGCUGACUUGGAACAUUAGGUGUUGCUUAAUUCAAAGGAGGCAAGGCUUUCCCCAUCCUAUUGGAAACUGGGCACUCUUGGGUAGCAGUUUCGUUUAGGUGCAUUAUGUUCUUCUGUCCACAUCUGCAUUCUCCAAAUAUCCCAGCACUGCCUCCCCAGCAGCACUGACAGUACCCCAGAUCAGGAAGGGCUGAUCUUAAUCUUCAGCACUUAGUGUCAUAAGGCAUACCAGCUAUAUUUUAGCUUGGAGGACUUAAGGUCAUUGGGCAGAAGUCUUUCUACAGACUUCCAUUUCUACACACAUUGUGCCUGCUCACUUUCUGGAAGCCUUAUAGGACAAGACUGCUGUUUUACACAUGAGGAUAAAAACCUUAACCUUUUAGGUUGUUUGCCCAAGGAAGGAGUCUAUGACGAAGUGGAGAAAUAAACCAAGGCCAGAUGUUUAAUUCCAGAGAUUUGCAUCGCAAAAGAAAUCUCACCCUGCUUCUGAGGUCAGUUCUCAUACUGAGAAUAUCAUACUGAUUGUCCUUUCUGGUGUUCUUAAAACACAUGCAGGGCAGUGGCCAGAAAACUAGGCCUCUUUUUUAAAGGAACAUGUUCACACAUUGUUCAUAACUGCACCUCAUGCUUCAUGUUUUUCAGUUACAGGCGAGGGGUGAUUCUGCAUUGGCUUUUCCCUCCAUUGUUUUACCAAACCCAUGUUGGAACAGAAA
Messenger RNA from Gekko japonicus, 2718 nucleotides. It is a transcript of the gene C1QTNF1, whose product is annotated as C1q and tumor necrosis factor related protein 1. The transcript has 4 exons. Lineage: Eukaryota; Metazoa; Chordata; Lepidosauria; Squamata; Gekkonidae. The record is from RefSeq and is a predicted model, not a curated record. Bases 182 to 1003 code for a protein of 273 amino acids. Gene Ontology annotation, molecular function: protein binding.